Molecule: messenger RNA, 1885 nt
Organism: Olea europaea var. sylvestris
Lineage: Eukaryota; Viridiplantae; Streptophyta; Magnoliopsida; Lamiales; Oleaceae
Product: intersectin-1-like
Exons: 2
Coding region: 280-1575 (431 amino acids)
Source: RefSeq, a predicted model, not a curated record
CACUCCACGAUGAAAGCACAGUCCACUUUCUCCCUCAUCACAAAUUCCCCCAACUUUCCCGAUAUUCUUCACCGCCCACCCUGGGGCCAGUUUCAGUUCAAUCCAAUUUCAAGACACCAUUGAAGCCAUUUCUCCCGAGGUCAUCUCUUAACCGUUUUCUUGAUUCUUCGUACAUAUGGAGGAAUCUGCUUAUACAAUCAUUUGUUAGGGUUAAGAAUCUUGAUCUUAGGUUCUUGAGAUUUUAUUCAGUUCUUGAUUGUUUUUAGUUUGUUCUAAGGGAUGAUGCCUCAACCCCGAAGAAAGAAGUGGACUGAGGCUGAGGAAAGGACUUUAAUAGACAAGUAUGGUGAGAUGGCGUGUAAUGGGACUUUGGUUAAGAUGAAAACUCGAGAGAAAAAAUACAAGCCCAUUGCUUUACAUGUGAAUUCAGUUCACCAUGUCCGAGACCCGGCCACGUACCCGUGGCUGUGGACUUGGAAAGAUGUGUCAACCAAAGUGCAGAACAUGAGGCACCAGUAUGCCUUGGUGAAGCAGAAGAUUAAGAAGCCUGAAUCAUUGGUGGGAGGCAGUGAGGAAUUCGUUUGGAUGGAGGGGGUGACACACUGGUCCAAUUUUCUUAGGUAUAAGGAGGUGUUUGGGGAUGUGCCAUUAAUGUUCGGCGGCAAUGAUUCGAUGGUGGCUGUGGGAGAGGUGAAUGAGAAUAGAGGAGGCUUCGAGGGGAGCGGCCAAAUAGCACAAUUUGGGCAUUUGGGACAAUCGGCUGAGGGGGAUUUCGCAGCUGGGAUUGAUGGGGUUGAUAAUGGGGCCAUGGAUUUGGAGUUCGACUAUGAGGCAGAGGAGGGUGAAGAGAAUUAUAAUGGAGGUAAUAAAAGUGAUAUACCAAUGAGAGAAGAUGGAGAUGACGGAUUUGUUUGUGAAGAUAUAGAACCGAGUGGAUCAGAUACGAGGAAAAGAAAGGUGGCAAAAGGGUUAGAGAAGAGUGCAUGGGGAUGUCUUGUUAAUCAAUUAGGGAACUUGAGGGAGAUGGAAACUCGAUUUGAGCAGCGUGAGGUGGAGAGAGAGCGGGAGAAGCAGCAGAGAGAGCAUCUUCGCAUGGAAAAUGAGCGUGAACGUGGGAGGAAAUGGGAAGAAAUGGAGAAAGAUCGAGAAGAGAGGGAGAAAGCUCAGAAGUUGAGGAGGCAUAGAAAUCAAGACUGGGAAGCUAUGAAGAGGGAGACUGAUGAGAGAGAGCGAAGAAGAGAGGAAGAGUUAAAUGGGCGGGAAUGGGAAGAGAAACUGAGUCGAAGGAGAUCAGAAUGGAAGAAGAGGAUCGACGAUAUGCUAACUCAACACAGAGCAGAAAUGGGCCAGAUUCAGGCUCGAAUACUUAAUGAACAACAGAAUCUUACUAAUCAGCUGCUUGGAAUUGUUUCACAGUGGACUAGUCAUCCCACGGGGCUCUCUGAUCACACGGGAGCUAGCAGCCAUUAUUUACCACAGAUGAUUCAGAACUUGCACCAUGUAAACGGUAUGGUUCAUGGUGAUGCACGAGUCGAAGGAGAUAAUCAAGAGGACCAGUUCAUUGUUGAUGGAUAAUUCUAUGUUUUCAUUUGAUAUGCCCCUUAUUGAGAUUCAGGCAAUUGGGAGCACAUCCUUAACAAUGUGUAACGCCGGAAGAAUACCCAUGGGGAAAAGGCACCCGAAGGAACCAGAGGUGUGGAAAUAUUAAGGCUUGAGCAUUAGUUAGGUCUCUGUACUACAUCUGUGUAGUUUAUAUUCUUUACCUUCUUGUUUUCUCAAUUCUUUUGAGGGUUUCUUCUGAUCUUACAUAGUAUAGCUUGUAUAAUUCUCUGCUUCAAUUUUUAUUGUGACUAUCAUCCAAUAAAAGUCUCCGAUAUUUAACUUA